AUAAAUAGAAUAUAAGGCCAAGGUUUAAGCCUAAAACCCUAAUCCCAGUAAACUCACCAUGGCUGUGUUGAGCUCAAAGCAAGUGUUGAAAGACAACAACACUACUGACCCCAGCUCAAUUACAUCACUUACCCUCACUCACAAAGCUCUUUCUGAUGUAUCCUGUUUGAGCGAAUUUGAAAAUUUGCAGAAGCUUGAUCUUGGGUUCAACAAUUUAACUUCCCUAGAGGGGUUGAAGUUAUGUGCGAAUUUGAAGUGGCUCUCUGUGUUGCAAAACAAACUUCAGAGCUUGAAAGGGAUUGAAGGACUUGUCAAACUGACUGUACUGAAUGCCGGAAAAAACAAGCUCAAAUCUAUGGACGAGGUCAGUGGUCUUGUGAACUUGCGAGCACUGAUUUUGAAUGACAAUGACAUUGUUUCAAUUUGCAAGCUUGAUAAAAUGAAAGAGUUGAAUACAUUGGUUCUAUCUAGAAAUCCAAUAUCUGGAAUUGGCCAGAGUCUAGCCAAAAUCAACUCAAUCACAAAAUUAUCUCUCUCUAAUUGCCAACUACAAGGUGUUGACUCUUCACUUAAAUCCUGCACUGAGUUAAAGGAGCUACGACUUGCUCAUAAUGAUAUUAAGACACUUCCUAGUGAGUUGGCUUUUAAUAUAAAACUACAAAACUUAGACAUCGGAAACAAUGUGAUCAUUAAGUGGUCAGAUCUGAAGGUGCUGUCUUCAUUAGUUAACUUGAAAAACUUAAACCUGCAAGGGAACCCCAUUGCUGAAAAGGAAGAUUUGGCUAAAAAGAUCAAAAAACAAGUGCCGCAUUUGCAGAUUCUCAAUGCUAAACCUAUUGAAAAGGCCAUGAAAAAGGAAGAGGGUGGCAGAGGCGAUGAUGAAAAUGAAAGUGGUGAUCUUGAUAUUGCCAGGGUUUGGGAUAGCAAGGAAGAAAGGAAGCUUAAAAAGAAAAAGAGAAGUGGACCACUGGAGGAAGGGCUAGAUGAUCACCAUGAAGAGAGUACUUUCCUGGAGAACAACAAAGUGAAAAAGUCUAACAAGUUUUCGAAGAAUGGCAAGAAUGCUGCUGAUGCAGCAGAAACUGUACUCUCAUAUCCUGAUGAACAGAAGGAAUCAAAGCUCAAAAAGGAUAAGAUUAACGAAUUUGAUAAAGCUUCUGGCCGUAAGAGGAAGGAGUUGGUACAAGCAGAAAAAAGAACCAAUUCCAUUGAACUUGACACAGGAGAGGAACGAAAGCACAAAAAACAGAAGAAGAGUGAAGUAUUGAAGGAGAAAGCUUCAAAUGUUGAGGAUAAGGAACCAGCUAAAAAGUCUAGUAAGAAAGCUAAACAAAAUAAAGCAAGUGCCAUUGAUGAUGGAGAAACUCCUUUCUCGGAUCUUUUUAUCUCUGACUUAUCAGAUCCAUUGACCAGUAGCCGGAAGGUUGGUAAUCACCGCACACACCAACAAAAUGUUGAUGCAGCUGCAGGUUUGGCUACAUUUCCGAAAAAGAAAAAGCAGAAGAAGAAUAUUGUAACUGGCGCUGCUGCUGUUCAAUUUUCAUCAGCAAGCGAUGAAAUUGGAUUGGGCGGUGCAUCAACAUGGGAUGACUAGAAAAGAGUAGCAUCCUGCUGAUAAAAUUGAAUAGCAGCUGAAGACUGUGAAGUUGGCAACUGUCAUUUGAGCCUUGGUCUCCCAUUUGGUUUGAUUUAUCUUCAGUAAGAUGUUUACGAGGUUUACAUGAACAAAUUGGUUUCACUCCCCUGAUAGACCGUGACUGCAAGGGAUGAUAAGGAGCAUUGUUCUUACUUGAAAACCAGAUCAUUGAGUAGUAAAGGAUGUUCUUUCUUGCUCGUUGUCAACAACAUCCAACUUGCUUUCACCAGGAGUAUAUGCUGGGAACGUUCCCUGCAUCGAGCAUGGUACACGAGCCUAAUUUGAGUCUUGUUUCUAUGAACAUGUCGUCUUUAGAUGAUUAACGGUUCGUGUUUCCAAUGGAACACUUGCAAAUUAUUGACUGCUUGAAUUUUCUUUGGGCUGAUAAGGUAGGUGGUUGAGACAAUCACAGACUUAAUGUUUAUGGAUGGAUAGAAACUUGUUACUUAUGCAUUU
Molecule: messenger RNA, 2092 nt
Organism: Solanum verrucosum
Lineage: Eukaryota; Viridiplantae; Streptophyta; Magnoliopsida; Solanales; Solanaceae
Product: leucine-rich repeat-containing protein ODA7
Exons: 10
Coding region: 59-1594 (511 amino acids)
Molecular function (GO): protein binding
Source: RefSeq, a predicted model, not a curated record